UCGGGUUCCUCUCUCCAGCAGCGGGCACUUCAUGCCAGACCUCAGCAGGGCCGAUGGGCCAGGCGUCCAAGGCUGGACACUGUGGCCUGGGCCCCGACACCCAGUGCCAGGGCUCACUGGUGGGCGGCCCUUCUCUCAAGGGCUCACUUGCCCCUGCCGUGGCCUCUUCGGGCCCCCCGCACUCAGCCCAGGGCUCCAUGAGAGGAGCGCCAGCGCGUUUCGCGGCUCAUUCCAGGGAUGACAGCAGUCUGCCCGAGAGGCUGACCGGGCCGUGCAGGCCUGGCGACGGAGGGUGUUGGCAAGAGUGUUUAUCUUCAGGCAGCUCCAAGUCCCUGGGCCCUGUCGUCCACGCAGCCUGGAGCGAGGGAUCGAGGGCCCCGAAGACCGAGAAACGUCCCCCAUCACCGGGGUUGAAUGGCCCCUCUUACACCCCAGUCCUUCCCGGCUCCCAAGACCCCUUCACUUCCAGCUUCAGCUUCAUCCGCCUCUCGCUCCGUGCCGCGGGGCAGCGCGGAGAGGCAGAAGGGUGCCUGCCACGCCGAGAGGCCGAACUGCUUUAUCAGAGCCCCCAAGCCAUGGCAGCCGAGGCACCUGACCCGGGGCCCCACGAGGACCCCCGACCCCUCCGGACCUCCAGUCUUCAAGCUCCUCCGGCCUCGGCGGACUCGGCUGAGGGGACAGGGAGCCCCAGCGAGCUGGAAUGCUGCCUGGUCUCCUCCCGGGACGCUGGCCUCUCUUCCCAGGCUGCUGGCGGGGCGGAGGACCCGGGUGGCUGUGCCUGGGCUGCCCGUGGGUGGCACGCUUUGCUCAAGGACUGGGAGCCGGUGCUGCAGGGCUGCCUAUGGAGCCACCGCCGGCAGCUGGAGGUCACUUCCUUAAGCUUAAAACUCCAGAAACUUCAAGAAAAAGCCAUCGAGGGUGGUGAUUACGAUAAAGCAGAGACACUGAAGCAGAGAUUGGAAGACCUGGAACAGGAGAAAGGCCGCCUGCCCUGGGCCCUGCCUUCACAGCAACCUGCCCUUCACAGCUUCUUGAGCUACCUGGCAGCACAGACCCGGGUGGCCUUGCACGGAGCUACCAAAAGGUCCUGCCGCAGUGACCCAGAGGCCCCACCUGAAGGAGAGCCGAGGACCGCUGCCCAGGACAGCCUGCCUGCAUCCAUCACCAGGCGGGACUGGCUUCUUGGACAGAAGGAGCAAUUGCAGAGGGAGAUGGAAGGCCUCCAAGCAAGCAUGUCAGCGAUGCAGGCGAGAGAGCAGCAGCUGAGCCGAGAGUUGGCUGAGCAGGAGUUGCUGCUCCGGUGGCACAGCCGUGACCUCGACGUGGCGCCCCUGCUGGCCCGGCUGUCCCCCAGCCAGCUGCAGGAGGUCAGCCAGGUGCUGGGGGAGACCCUGACCUCUGAUGGCCAGGCCCCUCCUUACCCUGUGGAGCCACUGGAAGCCCUCAGGAGCCUCCGGGAGCGGACAAAGUCACUGAGCCUGGCUGCUCGGGAGAUCACUGCUCAGGUGUGCUCUGCUGAGAGACUGUGCAGCUCUGUGAGGAGGAGGCUGGGUGAGCUGGACACCAGGCUGCCCACCCUGCUGGAAGCCAAGAUGCUGGCCGUAUCAGGAAGCCACUUCUGUACAGCCAAGGAGCUCACAGAGGAGGUCCAGGCCCUGUCGGCGGAGCGGGAAGGGCUGGAGUCGCUCCUGGGCAGGCUGCUGGCACUCAACUCCAGGAACAUCAGAAGGCUGCGCAGCGUCCAGGAGGACUAUGUCAGGAGCCGGCAGGACCUGGCGCUCCGGGAGGCCGCCCACAAAGCAGCUGUGAAGGCGAACACCGCACAGCGGAUGGAAGCACUGGAGGGCCGGCUGCGCAGGAAGAGCGGACAUCUCACCACAGAACCGGCCAUGACUACACACCAGCCAUGACGAAUAGAUGCAAA
Psammomys obesus (fat sand rat) is the source of this 1924-nucleotide messenger RNA. It is a transcript of the gene Disc1, whose product is annotated as DISC1 scaffold protein. Gene Ontology annotation, cellular component: mitochondrion; centrosome; microtubule. The record is from RefSeq and is a predicted model, not a curated record. NCBI's taxonomy places the organism in Eukaryota, Metazoa, Chordata, Mammalia, Rodentia, Muridae. Gene Ontology annotation, biological process: cilium assembly; neuron migration. Bases 54 to 1910 code for a protein of 618 amino acids. The transcript is spliced from 10 exons.